Serinus canaria (Common canary) is the source of this 1575-nucleotide messenger RNA. RefSeq names its product gastrula zinc finger protein XlCGF49.1-like. Lineage: Eukaryota; Metazoa; Chordata; Aves; Passeriformes; Fringillidae. The transcript is spliced from 2 exons. The record is from RefSeq and is a predicted model, not a curated record. Bases 160 to 813 code for a protein of 217 amino acids.
GAGGAGGGGUAGAGGAGGAGCAGGAAUAGGAGCGGCCGGAGGAGGCACCACGUGCGUCCAUCGCUCUCGGGCUCUGCAGCCCCUUCGCGCCGGGAGCAUCGCCCCGCAGCAUCCCGCAGGCUUGGCCAAAUAGAGGAAGAGGAGGAGGCAGUGAGGAAGAUGCUCCAGGACAGCCAGGCAGGGGUGGACAAAUCCCCACAGCAGAACCUCGUGGAAGAGGCCAUUUGGAGUGGCUCCAAGGGGCAGGAAUCCAACAGGGAGGAAAAGCCAAUGGAAUCCCCCACAAGGAAGGGCUCCAAACCCAGCCCAGGGUGCUCUGAGGAGCAAAGACCCCUCCAUUGCUUCUUCCAGAAAUCCACUCUGGUGGUCCAUGAGCAGCUUGAUGCUGGGGAAAAGCCCUAUAUGUGCUUGGAAUGUGGGAAGAGCUUCAGCCAUACCUCCCACCUCUUCAUCCACCACCAAGUACACACGGGGGAAUGGCCCUACAAGUGCUUUGAAUGUGGGAAGAGCUUCAACUGCAGCUCCCAGCUCAUCCCCCACAUGCGCCAGCACACAGGGGAACGGCCCUACAAGUGUGGGGAAUGUGGGAAGAGCUUCAGCCUGAGCUCAGUCCUGGUCCAGCACCAGAAAAUCCACUCAGGAGAACGACCCUACAAAUGCUCCAAGUGUGGGAAGAGCUUCUGCCAUAGAUCCAGCCUGAUCGGCCACAAGAAGACCCACAGUGACGAACAGCCCUACGAGUGUCCCAAGUGUGGGAAGGGGUUUCAGACCAGGUCAAAUCUCCUCAUGCAUCAGCAAACACACACGGAGUAGAGGCCCUUCUGCUGCCCUGAGUGCAGGAAGGGCUUCAAGCACAACUCUAAACUCACCAUCCACCGGCACAUCCACACCGGUGAGAGGUCCUACGAGUGUGGGGAGUGUGGGAAGAGCUUCUAUCAGAGCUCAGCCUUGACUUUACACAAAUGGACCUACCUGUAAGGGAAGCCCUGCAAGUGCCCCAAGUGCAGGAAGAGCUUUGUGCACUGCUCCAACUCCAUCCCCCCAUGGGAGGAUCCCCAGUGACCCCUGUUGGGUAGAGCCCUGGUGACCCCUAUUCUGGGUGAACUCUUUUGAGAAGAGUUGGUGGUCUCCACAUCCUCCAGAUUCCCUGUAGGCACCUGGGUGAAGGCAGGGGCAGGAACAUCUAUUGGGAGUCAGAAUGACAUCAGGAAUUCAUUGGGAAGAGUGGAUUUGUUGACUUUCAACCCUAAAAGACUCAGCUCUUCCAUCCAAUCCUUUUCUCCUGUGGCGUCAAGCAACGUUGGAUGGUCUUUAAAAUCUUUUCCAGCCUCAGUGGUUCCAUUAUUCUGAUUCUCUAUGGCCCACAGGUGUCUUCCACAGCCAAAUGGGGAUGGAUUUGGGCAAAGACCAAGAUUUGGGGUGGAAGCCCCUCCAACAAAGGCUCUUCCCUGCACUGAACCCAGCCCUACAGAUACUCUCAUGAUGCUGACACAUAACUCCUUUUUUUGAGCUUGAUUUUAUUUCAUCCAUUUUUAUUCCCUACAAAAACAUGAAAUUGGCAUAAAAAUAAAGAAA